ACGCAUGUCAUUCAGGCGAAAAAAUUAAAUAAUGAAGGAAUAUUCAUAAUGUUUUGAAUUUUCAAAUGUGAUAAACAUUGAUUAAGGAAUAUCCUGAAAUUGAUACAUUCCUAAAAUUCAUUCCAUCUUUUUAUACCAAACUUUCACAUUUCACAUUACUUCCAAAUUGCAAUUACACUGCAAAUAAUGAACCUUUAGAACCUGUUGAAUAUAAUCAGAUAAUACUCCACUUCCGUUUUCCUCAAUUUGAUAUUGAUAAAACUAGGAGACCUUGAAAUGAGUAAAUCACCUGUUACCGUUCAGCAAUGGAUAGAAUCUCUACCUCCUCCUGAAAAAGUAGCACCACCUACUUCGACUCAAACAGCAGUACCUUCUAAAAGUGUAUUGCAAACCAGAAAUUCCAGAAGAUAUCUUCCCAGAGAAUUAUCCUUGCAAUCUGAUGAUGCCAGUAGCCAUUGUUCGAGUGUAGAAUCUGUUUUAGACAUGAGAAAACCGGAUCCAGAAGCUAUUCUAAUGUCUUUAGGUUUUGGCCCUAGUAAACCUUCUAAUCUACUCUCAAAAAUACCUCAGAGAUUUUUACAACCAUCCCAGCUCAUAACCAGCAUAGACUUGGAUAAAUUUCUAGAACAGUAUGGGGAAUCACCUACAGAGCUCUCAGAUAUUCAAAACCCUCAAUCUCCUUUUGCUAAAGCAACAAAGAGACCUCGAUCAUUUUAAAGUAGAUAAUAUACGAUUUCCUGAUUAUGGAGAAUGGGUUGAUGGUAAACUCUGGGACCAUUCUUUAUUGCCAUUAUUGUGAUACUUCAAAUAACUAUUAGGAAACCAAACUGUGUAUUCUAUUUAACAUUAGCAGUCAACAUUGCAUAUCAAAAUGGAAAAAACAAGUUGUCCACUAGAGUUAAGAAUGUUUUCUCCUAGAUAAAAGAGUAAGUAAAGCAUACUUUACAAUUUUUAAAGAGUUAAGUUUAAAAUAUUUUUAUAUAUAGUUGAAUAAAAUAAAUACUUAAGGCUUGUGAAGGUUUUAUCAUGUAAAUAUUAUUUUAAUUUAGUUAUUGAACCAAAUAUUUCAGAUUCAAAUAUUUAUGUAUUGUACAAUUUAUUGAAAAAAAAUACCUAUUUACAAUAAAUAUUAUGAUUGCUGGGAAUCUGUUAUUGAAA
Molecule: messenger RNA, 1158 nt
Organism: Harmonia axyridis
Lineage: Eukaryota; Metazoa; Arthropoda; Insecta; Coleoptera; Coccinellidae
Gene: olf186-M
Product: protein ITPRID2
Exons: 4
Coding region: 277-717 (146 amino acids)
Molecular function (GO): signaling receptor binding
Source: RefSeq, a predicted model, not a curated record